Molecule: messenger RNA, 4001 nt
Organism: Ruditapes philippinarum (Manila clam)
Lineage: Eukaryota; Metazoa; Mollusca; Bivalvia; Venerida; Veneridae
Exons: 1
Coding region: 623-2851 (742 amino acids)
Source: RefSeq, a predicted model, not a curated record
AAAGUAUACAGUAUAUAUGUAGUAAAUAUAUUCAAAAGUUUCAUUUUCUUGGACAGCUGUAGAAUGAUACAGAGUCUUGUGGCUUUUCUGUUGAUACAUUUUAUUACCAAACAUUAAUUUUGUACAUGUGCAAAGUAAUUUAAAGUAUACUUCCAUUUUAAAGAAUAUUUGCUUUUUUCGUUACAGCUGGCGACAGUCCAAAGAGGUACAAGCUUUAUGAGUCAAACGAGGGAGUAAAUGUCCCAAGAACAACUUUAUUCAGAAUAUCAAAGAGGUUAGAUAUUUUUUGACUUUCCAAGAAGAUAAAGAACACACAUUAUUGAAAAUAAAAUAAAACUUAAUUGAUUUUGUGUUGUAUUGAAAAUUAAUUUUUGUACUAAUAAAUGUACGCAAGUGGGUGAUAAUGGCUAUACAUCUUUUUUGAAAUGUAUGUUUAAUUCCAGAAUGGAUCAUUCUACCUUUGCAUGAAUAUUUAUUCAAUAUUGAACAUUUUUUUAGGGAAGAGGAUUCAGUUCAUCCUGGGACUGGAGAGAGUCAUCUAGAAAAAAAUGAUACAGUGGAUUUGUCAACAAAUGCUGAAUGUAGCGAAGCUUGUGAAGAAGUUGAUUAUACAGUUUUGGAUAUGGAUAUAGAAAAAUCACAAGAUUCACAAGGCAAUGCAAGUUCAGAUGUGGACACAGCAGAACAAUUAUCAUACACUAAUAAUCAAAGUGACGCCAUAUUAGACAUCAACGAAUAUGCAGCUAAAACCUCUAUUCCUCUUUAUGUUAUACCACCAUCUUCAAACUGUUACCAAAGUAGUAUUACAAAAUUUGAUCACGUAAUGUCACUGUGUGCUAUAGCUGCUAGACACAACAUUUCUGAUACAUUGCUGAAAGAUAUUGUUGGGCUUAUACAAAUGCAUUUACCUGAGCAAAAUAUAGGAGUUACAGAUAUAAAUGAGUUAAAGGGAGCUUGUGGCUUUGAAAAGGAUUACCUGAAAUAUCAUACAUAUUGUGAAAAUUGCAAGAAAAUUUUUGAAGACCAUUUAGAUGAAUGUCAAACUCCAAAUUGUGAUGGCAAAAAGUCUGAUAAUUUAUGCAAGAAGUACUUUAUUACAAGCAAUUUAGGGAUGCAGAUAAAAGAAAUCAUUCAAAGAAAAGAAAUUUGGGACGCACUAUGUGACUUUAUAGAUCAUCAUGACAGAUCUAGCAUUGCAGAUGUAAGAAGUGGAAGUGGAUACAAGGAACUACAAAAAGAAGGAGGAUUUCUAGAUUCAAAUAGAAAUAUCACAUUAUCAAUGUUUAUUGAUGGUGUUCCACUUUUUAAAAGUUCUGGAGUAUCCAUGUGGCCUGUGUAUUUUAUCAUAAAUGAGAUACCACCAAAGGAACGUUUUCUUAAAAAGAAUAUGCUUCUGUGGGGAAUUUGGCAAGGAACAGGCAAACCAAAAAUGACAAUGUUUUUAACACCAUUAGUUACAGAUCUCCUUAUGCUCCACAAUGACGGUGUUAACAUUGUGAAAAAUGGUACAUCAUAUUUGGUUAAAGCUAAACUUAUUAUAGUUACAAUGGAUUUGCAGGCUAGAGCAUAUGUGACCAAUAUGACUCAGCACAAUGGGGAAUUUUCGUGCUUAUACUGUACUGCCAGUGGGAAAGUUGUGAAGAGCGGUGCAGGAAACUGUCGAACUUUUCCCUUCAAAGAUUAUGAUAAAAGAACAGAUGAUAUGAUUAAAGAAGCAUCAUUGACAGCGUCACAAACUGGCAAACGUUACCAUGGUUUUUUUGGAGAAAGUAUUUUAAGUUGCCUUCCAUAUUUUUCACUCUCAAAGAACAUUGUUAUUGAUUAUAUGCAUGGCACACUCCUCGGAGUAACAAAGAAAUUCCUUGAUAUGUGGUUUGAUUCCAAAUAUAAAGACACACCUCAUUACAUAGGAGACAGGGUAAAAGUUCUUGACAAUCUAAUGAAAGCAAUAUGUCCACCAUAUCUAGUUCAUCGCUCCCCAAGAGUCUUAUCAAAUACAUAUUCUCACUGGAAAGCAUCAGAAUUAAGGAACUGGCUUCUGUUUUACUCUGUGCCAUUACUGAAAGGAAUUCUGCCAGAAGUAUAUCUGAAGCAUUAUGCAUGUCUUGUAGAAGGAACAUACAUUUUGCUUAGUGAGGGAAUAGCAAACCAGGACUUGAAUCGUGCUGAUCUGCUACUAAAAUUAUUUGUUCAAAACAUGGAAAAUCUUUAUGGCGAAGAAACGUUAAGUCUAAAUAUCCACAACCUUACUCAUUCUGUUGAUAUUGUACAACAAUGGGGACCUCUAUGGGGGUAUUCUUGUUUUCCUUUUGAGUCAUUUAAUGGAGAAAUAAAGCAAUCUGUUCAUGGAACUGGAAAUGUUUGUAGACAGAUCUUCUGGUCAUUUCAGGCACAAAAACGGCUUGCACAGUUGUCAAGUAGUAUGCCAGACUGCAUGUCAAAAGAUUUCAUUCAGUCACUAGAAAUUCGAAAAAGACAGUCAUCUAGAACUGAAGCAUAUCAGUGCUGGAUUAUAAAGUUUUCCAAUAAUACCAGUGGAUUCAAACAGGAUAUUUUGGCAAAAAUUGAGAAAGAAAUUGGCAAUGCUGAUUUCUCUACAGCCUCAAAAAUAGUGAGAAAUGGGUAUACAAUGUACACAAAAAAUUCUAAAAAAGUUAAACAGCAAAACUCUUAUACUAUCAAAUUGAAUAACAGGGAUAUUUAUGCUUUAGAAACAGAGCAUUUUAUAGUGCAAAAUGAUGCAGAAAGGAAAGUGUUUGCAGUUGGGACAGCACUGGUUAAGACUGGGUCUACUUUGGAAGGAACAGUGCCGCAUCUAAUACAAGUAACUAGAAGGUUUGUAUACAUUUAAAAUGUUUCAUCUGAAUUCACAGAUUCAUUUCAAAUCAUGUUUCAGAAUUUCAAAUUCUGUAUUGUUAAAAGUCUAUACUAUUUGUUUGGUUCUGCCUACAUUUGAGUCAAUCAAUAGGAAAACAAAUGUUAAUUCUACAUUCUUAAAUAUUCAGUUUACUCUGCUUUAAAUUGAGCCCUCAUAUUUACUGUUUUAUCUAAAUUAAUAUUGGUGAGACUGCUUAAAAUUGUUGAUUCAAAGAUUUAACCGUUACACUGUGAAACUUUUUUAAUGCUUUUAAUAUGUUUCAAAUUACAUAUUUGUAAUUUUUCUACCUACAGGAAGGGAAUGGAAGUGAUACCUGCAGAACAAUUACUUGAGCCACUAAUAGUGAUGACAAAUGGAACAGAUAUUGCAGUAGCAAGCUUUCCAAACACAUAUGAAAGAGAUUAGUUCAAAACUGUCAACAUUAAGUUGAAAUGAGUAAUCAGCAAUACUGUAUUGAAAUACAAUGCAAUCUGUUCUGACAAUAAGCUGCAAAGAUAAUAAAUACAUUAAAAUAGCAAGAGUGGUAUUCUAUUUAAGCUUAAAAAGGAAAAAAACAUGCACUAUUCUCUGACACAUAUAACUACAUGUAUGAAUCAUUGCUAUUUUUAUCACAUAUCAGAGACAUAUUUAUGUCUCUGCACAUAUGCAUUAAUGAUAAAUUGUUAAUAGUAUGCCAAUAGUAUGUCAAGCAGUAUUAAGCUCUAUAUUAUUAUGAAAAAUUAUGAUAUUUUAAUCAUUUAACUCGUGAUAAUAUUGUAAGUGAAAUCAUGAUAAUGGCUCAACAUUUUCCGAGAUGAAAUUUAGCUAAGUACAAUUUUCCGAGGUGAUUUCCAAGCUAAAAAAUGGCAAAGUGUUUCAAACAAAUUUGACGUAAAUUUUCUAAGUUCUUUUACGAGCAAAAAAAUGACAAAGUCCUUCAUUUCCAAGCUUUUUCCGAGCUGUUUUUUGGCAGAGUAUGUAAAUUCCGAGACAGUUUCCAAGGUUUUCUUUAUUUCCAAGGUUUUUUAUACAAAAACCUUGGAAAAAAUUUCCAAGGUUUUAAGAAAAACCUUGGAAUUAAAAAAAAACCUUGUAAAACUGGUUUAUUUCCAAGGUUUUUGAAGCAGUUUCCGUGGUUUUUUUC